Molecule: messenger RNA, 8513 nt
Organism: Brassica napus (rape)
Lineage: Eukaryota; Viridiplantae; Streptophyta; Magnoliopsida; Brassicales; Brassicaceae
Product: probable inorganic phosphate transporter 1-3
Exons: 2
Coding region: 5629-7194 (521 amino acids)
Biological process (GO): transmembrane transport; phosphate ion transport
Cellular component (GO): membrane
Molecular function (GO): phosphate transmembrane transporter activity
Source: RefSeq, a predicted model, not a curated record
AUCAUAAAUCCUAAAUCCUAAACCCUAAACUCAAAUACUAAACUCUAAACCUAAAACUUCAAAUCCUAAAUCCUAAACCCUAAAUCCUAAACCCUGAACCCAAACCUCUAAACCGUAAACCUAUCUGCUAGUUAAUAAGAUUAAGGUUUACGGGUUAGAGGUUUGGGUUUAGGGUUUGGGUUUAAGAUUUAAAGUUUGGGGUUUAGGGUUUGAGUUUAAGAUUUAAAGUUUUUGGUUUAGGGUUUAGAUUUUGGGAUUUAGGGUUUAUGGUUUAGAGUUUUGGAUUUAGGUUUUAGGGUUUAGAUUUUAGGAUUUAGGGUUUAUUGUGUAGAGUUUGAGUUUAGGGUUUAUGGUUUUAGAGUUUAAGUUUUUAGAAUUUAGAAUUUUACAGAUGGCGCUAAUUAAUGUCGGAAUUGUUUUUUUUUUUUCAGCUAUUUAAUUUUUUUUAUUUUUAUUACCUUUUAAAACUACUCCUACAAGUCACUUUGAUUGGUUAGAAAGAGUGGGAUGAAUUUAACCAACGUAAGUAUUGUUCUUCUUUGAUCAUCGGGAUAAAAUGUAAACAACAUUUUUUUAUCGAACACUUUCUUUUUCCAACACAAAUGUAAACAACAUAUACUUUAUAAGUUAUAAGUCAUUUUAGUGGGAGCUUUGUCACUUGAAAUAGUUUUUUUUGGGUCGAUGGUUAAUAACGCUAUUACAAACUAUGAGAAAUAUUACAAGACGAUUUUACAGCCGACAAUUCUACCUGCCUUAUGAAGAUUCACGUCUGACUGCAUCAUCCUGAGCCGUCUUAUGAGAUCCAUGCAUGACGGUACUCCUUGUAUCAUGCCGAAGAUCUCCUGUAUGCUUUUCUCCAUAAAUCUGCAUAAUUCGCCUUUGCUGGGAUUCGAAACUCAGACCUCUUGGUGUAGAAGCAUUAAUGAACCAUUACUCAAACCACUGGACAAAGGGAGCUUCCACCACUUGAAAUAGUUUGACCUACAAAAUUUCUGUUCAAUUGUUUUUGCUGUUCACGCUCUCCCUUAAAAAAAUAAUAAUUCGGAUUCAUAAGCUUAAGCAAAUAUCAUUUAAAAUAUUAUUAAAAUAUGAAAGUUAUUUAUAUCUACAUAUUAUAGAAUUUUAAUUUUACUUUUUCUUAGCCCCAUUUUUUUUUGUUGAUAAAGUUUAAGAUUAUAUUUAAAGUGUUUAAUACUAGAAAAAAAUUAACAAGAAAAUUUCAGAAUAAAAUAGUAAAAUCUUUCAAUUGUUCUUUUCAAAAUAGAAGAAAAAACAAAGUUGACUUUAGUAAGGAAAGACAUGAUAGCUUGUUUGAUGGUUUUUAGUAAACAAUUUAAAAAUCAUUCAAUGAUAUCCGCAUAAUGUAGAUUUAAUUCAGAAUAUAAAAAUUAUUUAUAUCUAGGCCUUGGCACGGAUCGGAUAUCUGGAUUUUUGAAGGUAUUUAUGAUUUGCUUCGUAUGUCAUUGAUAUCUAAUUUUUUGAUUUGUUUUGUUUCAAAAAAAUACGGAUAUUCGGAAAAACAGAUAUCCGAAAAAUAAAUAGAUAUUUGCGGAUAUUUACGAAUACUUACGGAUAUAUCAUAUGUUUUGAUUAAUACAAAUAAUCUUAAAAUUUUGAUACAAAUUUGUUUUGUAAAAUAUUUUUUUGCAUGAUAUAUAUGAUAAAAAUUAAAAGAAGUAUUGAAUCUACAUAUUUUGUAAAUUGUUUGAACUUAGUUAACAAUUAUAAUAACACAAAAGUUAACAAAAAAAUUAUAAUUGUCAUAAAUGUGUUAUCUUCCUUUUAUGUAAUACUUUCAUAUAAGUAAUAAUGUGAAUAUAAUUUAUCAAAUGAUAUGUUAGAAUAAUAAUUAUAUAAUUUUAUACAUUAAAAACUUUAAAUAUAAUCAAGAUAUACAUGUAUUUAUAUAUUGCCGGAUCGGAUCGGAUAUCCGCUUCCCAAAAUUUUAAUAUUUGUGAUUUGCUUCGAUAUUAACGGAUAUUGAUUUUUAGUAUUUGCUUUGCUUCGAAAGUCUACGGAUAUCCGGAAUUUUCGGAUCAAUUCGAAACGAAUAACGAAUCGAAUCAAAUCAAAUGUAACGGAUAAAAUGCCUAACCAUAUUUAUAUCUACAGAUUGUAGACUUUUUGUUUUACUUUGUCUUCUACCCUUUUAUUUUAUUUUUAAUUUUUUUUUUACUUCUCCCCAUUUUUUCUGUUGAUAAAGUUUAGGAUUAUAUUAAAAGUGAUUUAUACUUGAAAAAAUUAACAAGAAAAUUUCAGAAUAAAAUAGUAAAAAUCUUUCAAUUUUUUUCAAAAUAGAAGAAAAAACAAAGUUGACUUUAGUACGGAAAGACAUGAUAACUUGUCUUAUGCUUUAGUGAUAUCCAACUCGAGCUUUGGUAAAAAUUACAUAAGGACCUACGAACACUUCCAAUAAGAGUUUCUAACUUUGAGUUCCAUAUAUAUUAUUUAUUUGUUGGUAUUAUACAAUGUUGGGAAAUUCAGCAUAAAAUAUUUCAUAUUUUGAGAUACCCAAACACAAUGGUUUGUAAUAUUUAUGUUUUAUAAUAUUGAGAAUUUUUUUUCAAAACUCCUUAAUGAGAAUGCUCUAAGAGUGUUAUUAGUGGGAAAUAUUCUUUCUAAAAUAUUUCAGCUAUAUUUUGCUAUUAUCCUUCUAUUUCAUAGUUUAAGUUGUUUUAGCUGGAAAUACAAAUAUUUAAAAGUAGCAUUUAAUAUAUAAAAUAGAAUUAAUUAAAUCAAUGAUAAAAAUAUGCAUAACUUUAGAGUACUUCCAAUCAAUUGUUAUUUUUUUUAUCUCUAUGGCCUUGUUCGUUUUAUAUUUGAUGCAACAUCUAAAUGCGACAUUUGAAUACAACAUAUGUAUGUUGCAUCCAGAUGAAACAUCUAAAUGCUAUAUUGUUCACUUUGGAUUUUAAAAUAGCAUUUAAAUAUUAGUAGUUAAAUAACAUAAUUUAAAUUACUAAUAAUGAAUUAAUUAUAAUAUGUAGAAUAUUUAUAAAAUUAAUUUUGCAUUUUUUUUUGAUAAAACACGAUUUUGCGGUAUUGGCAGGAAAACUUAAUUUAGCGAUAUUGGCAGGAAAAAUCGAUUUUGUGGUUUCGGCGAAAGAAUUUGAUAUUUUAGUUUCGACGGAAAAACAUUAUUUUGCGGUUUUGAUGGGAAAACACAUUUUCAAUUAUGGCAGGAAAACUCAAAUUCUUCGAGUUUGGCAGAAAAACAUAAUUUUUUGGCAUCAGCGGGAAACACACAAAUUUUUGGUUUCGGAGUGAAACUUGAUUUUGCGGUUUUAGUUAAAAAAAUUCAAUUUUUUUUUUGAUUUUUGGCUAGAAAACUUGAACGGUUUCAGCAGAUAAACUUAAUUUUUUGUUUCAGCGAGAAACUCAAUUUUCAGUUUCGCGAGAACACGCAAUUUUGUAGUUUUUGUGGGAAAUGCAUUUUUUCGUUUUGAUGGAGAAAUAUAAUUAAGAAAUUUUUAUGAAAAGACUUGAUUUUUGGUUUUGGCGGGAAAACUUGAUUUCUGAUUUUGUCGAAAAACCUGACUUUCCGGUUUUUAUGGAAAAUUUUGAUUUCUGAUUAAAAAUAUUAUAUACUAAUAUCAUAAGCAAUAUAACAAAAUUUAAUAUUUGUAUUAAAAGGUAUUAAGUCUUUUGGAUUUUGAGAUGCAAAUGUAGAUUUCAAGCUCUACAUUUUGUUAAAUUUUAAAUAUCUAGCUAUUAUAGAUUUUGCAUCUAGAUGCUGAUGCAAUUAUGUCCAAAUACACAACAUCUGAAUAUUAAUUUGCAUUGAUAUGCAGUGUCUAGAUACAAAAACGAACAUGACCUAAAUACUAUAAUAGAGAAAAUUUACUCUAACCCACAUAUGUUUAUUUCCUACAUAGAGAUUGCUAUUUUCUUCUAUAUUUAAAAAAAAAUAGUAUUCUUUUAUUAUAGAGUCAUAUUUUUAUUUUCAUAAAUUUUCUUUCCCUUUUAACCUUUUAUAAUUAUAAGUAAAACAAAUAGUUAUAGAGAAAUACAAAUAUUCUAUACAGAUUUAAAAUACAAUUUUGUUUGCAUAAUAAUGUCUAGUUUGUAUUAUUAUUUUGUAUAAUGUACCUUUGUGUAAUAAAUGUUUAGUUUAAAUAGUAUUUUAGUUUUUUGAAAAUAUUAAGGUUAAUUUUUAAAUUUCAUAACUAUAAGGUAUUAGUUGUAAAAUCAAAAUAUAAUAUAUCAAAAAUAUUUCUUAUAGAAGAAAAAUAUAUUGUAAAUAAACACAUCACUUUUCUUAAAUUCGUCUAUAGUAGAAAAUAGGAUAAUACAUUGGAGAUAGUCCAAUUGGUUACAUAAUAUAUAUAUAUAUAUAUGAAAUACAAAAUGUCAAAACAACUUAUACUUUGAAACAAAAAUAAUAAUUCUAACACAACUUAUAUUAUGAAGUAAAAGGUGUUUACUAAAAAAAAUUAAAUUUUAAACUGUAAGAAUAUAAACUAGUGAGAUAUGGACAUUUUGAGAUUAUACAUAUAUAAUCUCUUAUAUUCUUUAAAAUUUCUUACAGAAACGUUUCUCAUUUUGUGUCUCUUUCAUACCUUUUAAUUUUUUAAUUACUUAUUUGGACAGAAACUGGGUAAGAUGAUGAUGUCCUAAAAUACAUUUAUAUCUGAAUAUUUAUCAAUUGUAGAAAAUAACAAAAAAAAAAGAAAGUAAAAAACAAAACAAAAGUGUAUGAAGCUACGCUCCUAGUCAAAGUUCAUAACAAAGUCGGUGGGAACCGGGCAUUCUUCAACAAGAAUAUCUAUGUCUGCAGAAUUCCAAGUUAAAAUUGGAUCGACUUAUAUGAAAGACCUAGAGACUCCUAUGUGGAGAGCUACGCUUUUAUAUAAUAGAAUAUAUUUACAGGUACUUAUCCCCUUAAAAGUGCGAUAGUUUAUUUAACUAGUUGGACCCAAAAAGAUGGAAUGAGUACAUGGAUAGCAAUUUGAUAGAUAUCAUGGAUACUAGCUAAUUAUAGUGAAUAAAAAUGAAAUGGACCAAAUCAUAUCCAGAGAAGCAAGAGAGUGAAAAUUUUAAGAUGUGGAUAUACCCUUAAGAUUCCGGAGACUUUGCUUCUUAGACAUCCUGUAUAAACUGGCGCCGUCUAAGCCACCACAAUCACCACGACCCCUCUCUCUCUGUCCCUCUCGAAUCUCGAUAUCAAUAGUUCUCUCUACUUCCUGCUCCUCCGCUCCUGUUCACGUAACGUACCGUAACGGUGAGAUUUUAACCACAAGUUUAUAAUAUUUCGUCAUUCAAAUUCACAAACAUAUAUGUAUAACCUAAGAUAUAGUUUGUAAAUUGUUAAAUUAUUUGAUCACUGAAGAUUAAACUCGGUUAACAAGACUUUUUGUAAGAUGGUAUUCAUAAAUUAAAGUUGUCAUAAUGUGUUAACACGUGCAAAGGCGAUACUUAAUCAGUUAAUAGACCGAAAAUGUAGAUUAGUAUUAGAAUAAGUAUAAAUGUAGAUUAGUAUAAAUAGAAACAAUACAGUUGAAAUAUCACUUCUGCUGGAUAAUGAUACGUUGAAAACCCCAUAUAGGUCACUUGUAUCUAGAAGGCAAAAUUUCAAUAUAUAAUACUAACUUUUAACUCCUGAAAGCAGGAGAGACAAUAAAAACUGAGAUGGCUGAACAACAACUAGGAGUGCUGAAGGCACUUGAUGUUGCGAAAACGCAACUUUACCAUUUCACGGCGAUUGUAAUAGCCGGAAUGGGUUUCUUCACAGAUGCUUAUGAUCUGUUUUGCGUGUCAUUGGUGACCAAGCUUCUUGGCCGCCUCUAUUACUUCAAUCCACUGUCAGAGAAGCCUGGCUCACUUCCCCCUCAUGUUGCGGCUGCGGUCAACGGUGUGGCUCUCUGUGGGACCCUUGCUGGUCAGCUAUUCUUUGGAUGGCUAGGUGACAAACUUGGUAGGAAAAAAGUGUAUGGUAUCACAUUGAUCAUGAUGAUCGUGUGCUCCGUUGCUUCUGGUCUCUCUUUCGGUAACAAAGCCAAGGGUGUCAUGACCACUCUUUGCUUCUUCAGGUUUUGGCUGGGAUUUGGUAUUGGAGGUGACUACCCUCUUUCUGCCACCAUUAUGUCUGAAUACGCUAACAAGAAGACCCGUGGUGCUUUCAUCGCUGCCGUGUUCGCCAUGCAAGGUGUCGGGAUCUUGGCUGGAGGUUUCGUGGCGCUUGCAGUAUCUUCCAUAUUUGACAAGAAAUUCCCAGCUCCAACAUAUGCAGUCAACAGGGCUCUCUCAACGCCUCCUCAAGCUGAUUAUAUUUGGAGAAUCAUCGUCAUGUUUGGUGCUCUACCCGCAGCCUUGACUUAUUACUGGCGUAUGAAAAUGCCAGAAACUGCUCGUUACACUGCUUUGGUUGCCAAGAACAUCAAACAGGCGACACAAGAUAUGUCCAAGGUUUUACAAGUGGAACUUGAGAUGGAGGAAAGAGCUGAAGAUAUCGUUCAAGACCCUAGACUUAACUAUGGCUUGUUCUCCAAGGAGUUCGCCAAACGACAUGGCCUUCCCCUCCUCGGAUGUACCUCGACUUGGUUUUUGCUUGACAUUGCCUUCUAUAGCCAAAACUUGUUCCAAAAGGAUAUUUUCUCCGCUAUCGGAUGGAUUCCAAAGGCAGCAACCAUGAACGGAAUCCACGAGGUUUUCAUGAUCGCCAGGGCACAAACCCUCAUUGCACUUUGCAGUACCGUCCCUGGUUACUGGUUCACGGUCGCGUUUAUUGAUAUUAUGGGAAGGUUUGCAAUCCAAUUAAUGGGAUUCUUCAUGAUGACCGUUUUUAUGUUUGCCAUUGCCUUUCCCUACGACCACUGGAUUAAACCGGACAACCGUAUCGGUUUCGUGGUCAUGUACUCCCUCACUUUCUUCUUUGCUAACUUUGGACCAAAUGCAACCACUUUCAUUGUCCCAGCCGAGAUCUUCCCUGCCAGGCUAAGGUCCACAUGCCAUGGUAUAUCAGCCGCAACAGGUAAGGCUGGAGCCAUUGUGGGAGCUUUCGGAUUCUUAUACGCAGCUCAGCCACAAGACAAGACCAAGACGGACGCAGGAUACCCACCGGGUAUUGGAGUCAAGAAUUCGUUGAUCAUGCUUGGUGUCAUUAACUUUGUUGGUAUGCUCUUCACCUUCCUCGUCCCUGAGCCCAAGGGCAAGUCCCUUGAAGAGCUCUCCGGAGAGACUGAAGUUGAAAAAUGAUUAAGGCGUCAUAUUUACAGUUAUUUUUAUUGCUUCCGGUUAACUAACUCUUGUUUAACAAUUUACUGUGUUUUGGGAUGCUUGAUCUGUUGUUUGUAUUGGUGCACCUCUGCAUUUUUAUUGUGUGACAAAAGUUUGAUCAAUCACUUGGUCAUAUUGCUAUGUUGAUUGCUUAUGUCCAUAACACGCUAUUAAUUUAUUUUUAAGUUUUUAUUAUUGUUAUGAUGUUUAUAUUUCGUUUAUACGUGUCUACAUCUUUGAAAACAUGAAUUUAUCCAUAUAGCUUAUGCAGGUAUCCGCAAAGAUCAUUUUUUAAUAUCAAAAUUAGUUUACAAGAGAAAUUAGUUUAAAUUAAAUGAUUUACCUGAAACUAAUAGAUAUGAUUUGGUCUGAGUUGGAUUAAUGGAUUGAAAAAUAUUUUCUAUGAUAUAUGAUAGAAACUAAGUCCCCUAAGACAUCAACUUACAUAUUAAAUGGAAAUACAUCUGCCAGUGUUCUUUCGGAUAUCUUUACGUAUAUCGAAUAUGCUUUGCUUUAACAAUGAUUUUGACUUUUGCCAAAUGAUAGCUAAUCUUCAUUGCUAUAUGUAUCCAGAUUGUCAAUCCUCAAACAUCAACUAUUAGAGUUGAACAACUAUUUUUCGAAUUGAAUAUAAAAUUUAUUCCAAUUAAAAAACGUUUAUCAACCUAUUAGAGUUAACCGAUUCUUUUUCGAAUUGAAUAUAAAAUUUACUCAAAUUAAAAAACGUUUUGUCACAUCAAGCGUGGUCCUUCUUUAGACUUAAAUAGACACAAAGCUUUAAUGUAAAGAAACUGAAACUUGAAGGAUCUGAACUUAGAUUAGCUUGAGCUGCAAACUAUGUUAGAAGAAUUAAAUGAUUCGACUACAAUGAAAAUGGAGAAAUAUGUAACCUCUUGACUUAUGUCGGCACUAAAAUACCUUAUAAUCAAAACUCCGCAUAAAACCAUAAAUGUUAGUAAAUUGUUCCGUAUGGGCUUGAGUUUCGGUACAAGUAGUUAACACGGUAGACCGUAACAGACGAUCGGUAAAUCUUUUAACAUUAGUUGAAAAGUAUACCAAACUCGAUUCAGACAAUGUAGUACGCUUUUGGGUUAGUCCACUCUGAAUCACUAAGUGCGUUCAUGUCUGGUCCGAACGGAUCAACCGGCAGGGCUUAUAAAAAAACCUAUAAAUGGUAAUAAUCCUUGUUUAAUUCUUUUCUUAAUUAAUUUAAGAGAAUGAUUGUUUAUAUUGCAGAAAGUAAUAACUGCGAAUUUGAAAUCAAUCAUCGUUUAUAUAUCUUAUAUAUUAAAACAAAA